This is a messenger RNA of Salmo salar (Atlantic salmon), 1605 nucleotides long. It is a transcript of the gene tmem179ab, whose product is annotated as transmembrane protein 179a, genome duplicate B. The record is from RefSeq and is a predicted model, not a curated record. NCBI's taxonomy places the organism in Eukaryota, Metazoa, Chordata, Actinopteri, Salmoniformes, Salmonidae.
AAGUGUCUACUGCGCAGUCGCCGAUGCAACGGACGCAGUAAGAGAAAAUAUAUGGGAAAAUGGCCCUCGAUAAUGUACUUUUCGCACAAUGCAUCCUCUAUUUUUUGGCGUUUGUGUUUGGCUUUAUUUCCGUAGUGCCUCUCUCCGAAAACACGGAGGAUUUUCAUGGAAAAUGCUUGCUUUUCACUCGUGGUAUGUGGCAGAAUGAGAACAUCACAGUCUCAAAGCAGCGCUUCAUCGUUGAGGAGUGGGGACCGGAGUCUUCCUGCAGUUUCAUCACUUUUGUCGGGAUAGCAUCUCUCGUCCUCUCCGCAGUGCAGGCAUGGAGACUGCUGUUCUUUCUUUGCAAAGGCCACGACGAUUCCCUGUUCAAUGCCUUCCUGAAUCUGGUGAUCAGCUCCCUGGUGGUGUUCACAGUGUUCCUCUCCAGCACCAUCGUCAGUGUGGGCUUCAACCUGUGGUGUGACGCCAUCACAGAGGGAGGGAGCAUGUCCAGCAGCUGUGAGGACCUGCAGGACACUGAUCUGGAGUUAGGCCUUGACAACUCCUCGUUCUAUGACCAGUUUGCUAUUGCUCAGUUUGGUCUGUGGGCAGCGUGGCUGACGUGGAUGGGUAUCAUGGUCAUGGCCUUCCUCAAGGUCUACCACAACUACCGCCAGGAGGACCUUCUGGACAGUCUGAUCCACGAGAAGGAACUGCUGCUGGGACGCUCGUCCCGCCGGGGUUCUGAUGCCAACCAGAUGAAGAGUGGCAUGGUCUAACACCCAGAGGACACGUGCACAUCACUGAAACAUAUCCUCUUAUCCUACCCUUACUGCCAUCAUAGAUAGGCCAGCCCCUGACAACCUAUAUGCCAUCAACUGAAAUUCUAUUAACUGUGAUUAGAGUGCAUUGUUAUGCCUUGCUUACAUAUACUCCUCCUCAGAUAUAUGCUGUCUGAUUUACCAGUUGAAAACACUGCUGUUGACAGCAAAGCGUAGGGUAAAGAGUUUCUGGCUGUAUUGUGGAGCUGAUUCCAUCCACUUGUCCACUUGCUAUAUUUAUAUUUGUUAAUGAGUUGCUGCUGACAUGUCUUCCCCUUCAAGGCACUCACUGGAGCGUAAAUUGGCUCAGAGAAUCAAGGCCAUUUAAUGAGGAUAGAAAUGGAACAUAGAGACUUCUUUUUUAAAUGACUUCCUAUUUAGCUGCACUUAGAUGAUGACUCAACACAGGGUGGUUAAAGGAUGGUGAAAAUUGAUCUUUUUUAUUUUAUUUUAUUUUUUACUGUGUGCAUGUAACAUUAGACGGUGUGAGCAGGAUGUAGUUGUUGAUGUUGGGCAAUAUAUUUUUUGUAACAAUCCAAUACAUUCAGAUUGUGCAGGCUUUCAGUAAUGUGUGACUUCCUUGCCUACAUGCAGCAACAGAGUAUGAUGUGUGCUUUUGCGGUGUAUGAUACAGUAUCUACAAUUACCAAACAGUAUUUUGUAAAAAUGAAAACUGUACUAUGUAAGAGACAUGUUGACUGGGACAGAACUCAGGAGGAAAUGCCUGAGAGUCACAUAACUAGAUAAAUCAGUACCUGAUCAUCCUGAUAAUCAUAAAAGUUCAGGCUGGUCAUGAAGCACA